This is a messenger RNA of Dermacentor andersoni, 537 nucleotides long. NCBI's taxonomy places the organism in Eukaryota, Metazoa, Arthropoda, Arachnida, Ixodida, Ixodidae. The record is from RefSeq and is a predicted model, not a curated record.
AUGAUCAGCAAGGUUAUCCUCUGCGGCUUGCUGGCCUAUGCAGCCGGCCAAGCCCUGCCAGGAGAUCUUCCGGCUGCGCCGUACAGCUUCAACCACGACACCACGGAUGAGUUCGGCACCCGCAUUACUCACGAAGAGACCAGUGACGAGAACAACCACAAGGUCGGUUCCUACAGCUACACCGAUCCAAAUGGCAUCACCCGCACAGUGCGCUACGUGGCUGACGGCGGUGGAUUCCGCGCCACCGUCGAGACCAACGAGCCGGGAACCAAGACUUCGAACCCUGCCGACGCCCCGUUCCUCUCCAACGCUGUGGAGCCGCCUCCAGCCCCGCCAGCACCCAAGCCCGUGCCAGCCGCCACCGUGGUCGUGAGGCCCGCUCCCAGACCCGUGGUCGUCCACUCCACCCCUGUUUUCCACGCCCAUCCGGUAGUCCACGCCCACCCGGUUGUGCACGCCCUUCAUGCCACGCCGGUUACGCUGCACGCCAUCGCCCACGCGCCGCUGACGUACACCCUGGGCCGUGCCAAGAGAUAA